AUGUCGAUAGAGAAUGUUACUACUGCGACAGGCGCCCACUAUGCAUCCUUAACAGCAUCCGAUCACCUGCAGUCGUCGGGAGGCUUUGCACUGACACACGUGUUACGAGGUCAUACAUCUGAUGUCCGUUCGGUAGCGACCACAUUCGACCACCUCUCCCAACGCGAAGCGCUGCUGUCCGGUUCACGAGACCAAUCCGCUACUUACUGGUCGCGAGCAUCCACUUCCGACUCGUCGAGCUUCGAAAAGGGCACCACUUUCCACGGGAACCGUUUUUGCAAUGCGGUCGAAUUUGUGGCCCCUGCACCCUCGCUUGGGUUGCCCAGAGGGCAUAUACUGAUGGGCAGUCUUGAUUCUCAGAUCCGCUGCUUUGAUCCUCUUCGCUCCGAUAAGCCGCUCCAAGUCCUGUCAGAUCACUGGGACAACAUCUCUGUCUUGAAGGCCUAUAGAUACCAAGAUGGACAAGGAGUAGAGAGCAACGCGCUACCGCUCUUCAUCUCAGCAAGCUGGGAUAAGACGGCAAGAGUGUGGAUGUGGGAUCCUGCAGAGGCUAGGUGGAGCGCAAGAUACGUGCUGCGCGACCAUGACGAGGCGGUCUGGGGGGUACAGAUUGUGCAGCCUCCCUCGUCGACUGCGUCCAAAGCAGAGGCAGAGAUUUCACAACAAGGCAGAUAUCUCACUUCUUCGGCCGACCUUUUCAUCCGGCUCUUCCAUGGCGAGCAGCUUCAUGCUGUAUACGCCGGUCAUACAGACGUUGUGCGCUCUCUGCAAAUGCUGCCUCUCCUGCCUUUGACGCCGGUUGCUGAUGCUAAAAACGUCAGUACGACGAGCGCAAAACCAGCCUACUAUCCAAAUGAGCAGCUUUUUGCUUCGACGUCCAACGAUGGCACCGUCCGUGUCUGGUCUCUCGACUCUCGCCGAAGCCGUACACCUGGCAACGGUGGCGAAGCACUGCGCCUGCUCAAAGGACAUACCAGCUUAGUAUACGACCUAUCAGCCUACAUCGAGCAUGAUUCGGCUCAUCCGAGACUUGUCAGCAGCGGCGAAGAUGGCACUUUCCGCGUCUGGGACUGGGUCUCGGGCGAGCUACUCCAGACGAUAGCUGUGCCCGUGAUAUCGGUUUGGACCAUCGCAGUUCUGCCGCGAUCGCAACAUGUCGUAGUUGGCUGCAGCGAUGGCCUGGUUCGUAUCUAUUCGCGACAUCCGCCUUGCACAUCACUCGAAAACAGCGACUUUGCGGGUACACCGCUAUCGGCGAGCGAGGCAGCGAUCGAAGCACAGAAAGCGCACGACGUCCAGGAACACCACAAGCUUGCUAUCCAAGCAACGACGUCCGUGUCCAGCUCGGACGAGCCGCAGGACGAUACCGAAGGUGAAUUCUGGAAAGGCCAGCGAUACGACUUUGUGCUUCGCAUCGACGUAUCGGACGAUCUCGAACCUCUACCAUUGCCCAUUAAUCGGGUUGAUGACCGAAGCCAGGUCGUUUCGGACUUUGUUGCUCUUCAUCAGCUUCCCGAGUCGUACACAGACAAGAUCCUGGGCUUCGUCAGUCUCGUCCUCGGCUGA
This is a messenger RNA of Mycosarcoma maydis (corn smut), 1566 nucleotides long. RefSeq lists its product as uncharacterized. Gene Ontology annotation, cellular component: nucleus; cytoplasm. The coding region runs from base 1 to 1566 and encodes 521 amino acids. Lineage: Eukaryota; Fungi; Basidiomycota; Ustilaginomycetes; Ustilaginales. Gene Ontology annotation, biological process: ubiquitin recycling; proteasome-mediated ubiquitin-dependent protein catabolic process. The transcript is spliced from 2 exons. The record is from RefSeq and is a predicted model, not a curated record. Gene Ontology annotation, molecular function: ubiquitin binding.